This is a messenger RNA of Rubroshorea leprosula, 2522 nucleotides long. NCBI's taxonomy places the organism in Eukaryota, Viridiplantae, Streptophyta, Magnoliopsida, Malvales, Dipterocarpaceae. The record is from the annotation of a GenBank genome assembly.
AAUUGCCAGAUUCAAGAGACCAUAAAUCAACCAGAGUACUCUCUGCAACUAAUGAAGAAGAUCAGUCCCGAUCGGAGACGCUCAUCAGACAGGUAACUGAUAAUGCCGUCAGUCAGAGUCGGACUCAAAAGCCUGAUAUUGAAGAUCCCAUGGACGAGGGUGACGAUUUAUCGUUAUCUCAGCAGAUAUCUGAAAAUGAUCCCCAAAAUGUGGAUGCAAAGCUUAAGGAAGAAUCUAGUCAAACUUCUGGCAAGAAUGAUCAGAAAGAACCUUUGGAUGACAAGCCUCGAGUGCAGACAGAGCCAGCACUCAUGCCUGAUGCUCGGGUGCGGCAUCUCAAAGAUCAGCUCAUUCGGGCAAAGGUGUACCUUUCUCUCCCAGCCAUUAAAAACAAUCCCCACAUGACUAGGGAGCUAAGACUGCGGAUCAAGGAAGUUUCCCGUGCACUUGGCGAUGCAAACAAGGAUUCUGAUUUGGCCAAGAAUGCUUAUGAUAAAUUAAAAGCAAUGGAGCAAUCAUUAGCCAAAAGCAAGCAGAUCCAAGAUGACUGUGCUGCAUUGGUAAAGAAGCUUCGGGCUAUGCUUCACUCAACAGAGGAGCAGCUGCGGGUGCAUAAGAAGCAGACCCUGUUCUUAACACAAUUAACUGCAAAAACUCUUCCAAAGGGACUUCACUGUCUUCCUUUGCGUCUUACUACUGAAUACUACACCUUGAAUUCUUCUCAGCGCCAUUUUCCAAAUCAAGAGAAAUUAGAAGACCCCCGUCUGUUCCAUUAUGCACUUUUCUCAGACAAUGUGUUGGCGGCAGCAGUUGUUGUGAACUCAACUGUGGCUCAUGCUAAGCACCCUUCAAAUCAUGUCUUCCACAUUGUUACCGAUAGGCUUAACUAUGCUGCAAUGAGGAUGUGGUUUCUAACAAAUCCACCAGGAAGAGCCACUAUUCAGGUGCAGAACAUUGAAGAAUUCACAUGGUUAAAUUCAAGUUACAGCCCGGUUCUCAAGCAGUUAGGUUCUCCAUCCAUGAUAGAUUAUUACUUCAGGGCACAUCGGGCCAACUCUGAUACAAAUUUGAAGUUUCGGAACCCAAAGUAUUUGUCCAUCCUGAACCACCUCCGUUUUUACCUUCCAGAAGUCUUUCCCAAGCUCAACAAAGUGCUUUUCUUAGAUGAUGAUAUAGUGGUGAAGAAGGAUCUUAGUGGUCUAUGGUCCAUUGAUUUGAAGGGCAAUGUCAAUGGUGCUGUAGAGACAUGUGGAGAAAGCUUCCAUCGUUUUGAUCGGUAUCUCAACUUCUCCAAUCCUCUCAUCUCAAAGAACUUUGAUCCUCAUGCUUGUGGAUGGGCAUAUGGAAUGAACAUUUUUGAUCUGGAUGAAUGGAGGCGACAAAACAUCACAGAAGUUUAUCAUGGAUGGCAGAAGCUGAAUCAUGACCGGCAAUUAUGGAAAUUGGGGACCCUUCCCCCUGGUCUCAUAACGUUUUGGAAACGCACUUAUCCUCUUAACCGAUUUUGGCACGUGCUUGGCCUUGGCUACAAUCCAAAUGUGAACCAGAGGGACAUUGAACGAGCUGCUGUCAUACAUUAUAAUGGCAACUUGAAACCGUGGCUUGAAAUAAGCAUACAGAAGUUCCGAAUUUACUGGGAAAAUUUUGUGGAUUAUGACAACGUUUAUCUACGAGAGUGCAACAUCAAUCCAUAAAAAUGUCUUGAAGGUAUAUCCUCACAGUGAAGUGUCAUCAGGACCAAUGUUGGCCAAAUGUCUUGACAGGUCUGCAUCACACUGUGACGUUUUUUUGGUGGAAGACUGAUGCUCUCAAGUUUAAUUUUUUUCCUGUAUACAUUUUUUUUAGUUAUCGAUUUUUUUUCCUGGCCGUGGUAGAUUUAGAGACAUAAUUUGAUGGUAUAUAUAUUUUGUUGUCAGAACAGCAUUUCAGCUUCUCUGUAAAUUUUGGAAGCUAGAGUUUUUGGCAGUGUAAUGUUAAAAGAGCAGCUAUUCUAGCUUCAGGGUUUGAUAGCGGCAUUCUGCUUUGCUGUCUGUCAUUUGAUUUUUACUAAUUGAAAUGUAGUUCUGAUAUUCAAACAAAAAUGACAUUUCUCAUCUUUUACCAUUUGAUGGCAUCCAUAAUUGAUUUGGUAGGUAUCCAUUAUGCAAUGAGAGAAGUUUCACAACGUCAGAUGUGAAUGGUUGAAACGUGAUAUCUGAGGUUCGUCUGUCCUUGUUAAGCAUUCUAUAUCUGAGGUCCAUCUGAGUGUCAGGACUCAACCUCGGUCUUUAGCUUGUAUUAUAAAGACAUGGAUGUUCUAUUGUCAUGCAUCUGCCCUUGUUUUCUCUUCCUCAAUGAUUAUCUUCUUCUUCAGAGCUGUCCUUAGCUAAAGGUGAUCUCAACACUGAUUGCAUCCUGGAUAUGGUUCGGGAGAUGCAGUGUGUUUGCUUCCGCCACUGAGGAUUGCCGACACGCCAUCAAAGGCACAGGUUUUACGGUGUUGGAAGACAUGAAUGGGGAUCUAAUCAAACAAUGUGAAAUUG